Amoebophrya sp. A25 is the source of this 900-nucleotide messenger RNA. NCBI's taxonomy places the organism in Eukaryota, Dinophyceae, Syndiniales, Amoebophryaceae. The record is from the annotation of a GenBank genome assembly.
AGCGAAUGGAUGAUCGAUACGACCCAUUCUAGAACAGCAACAGAGAAGUACUUAUAUUUGAGUUGUAUCGUGUAGUUUCGCAUGCUGAGGUAGUUCACACGCAAACGAAAAGACAAAAUGACGUCUCAGAAUCCCAUGUCUUCUUCGUCCUUACCUCCCUUAGUGGAGGACCUUGCUUGUGCCGUGGACCCGGUGAGGCUCUUUCAGGGAGACAGCACAGUUCCCCUCACCCGGCUAGCGAUGUCUCAUGAUCAACAAACUAUGGCCCUCACGUCACCAGCAACACAAGAGGUGUGGGUAUUUAAACGGAUGGAGCUUGCGGGGUGGAGGAGGGUAUUCGUAUCUAUACCUAAGCAUUUACUCUUUUGUUUUUUGCGUCAUUCAAUGGUGUUUGUACAUACUUAGAUCUGAGAAGCCACACCAAUUGGGAAAAAGGCUUGACCUGCCCUCUCCAAUCCUACCAUUUUCCUUUGGACCCCACUGCUCCACUCAGAUCGGCGUCCUCAAGGAGCACUCAGAUGUAGUUUCCGACCUCGAUUUUGCUUCAGAUGGCUCGUUGCUGUCAUGUGGGUAUGAUCGCUGUGUCUAUGUCUGGAGACGGAACUGCCUGCAGAGAUGUUAUAGCAAACCGGCGCCUGCUCCGAGGAAACAGCCUGGAUAUGGGCUGCGCUAUGGAUACAACGGGUAUGGAUCUGCUGAUAUGUACUUAUCUCAUACAUGAUCUUAAAAAAUGGCUUUAUCACAUUUUUCCGGCUAGUACUUUUGAUAGGAUGAAUUGCUUUUGCUUGACAUAAAAAAGUACUUUCUGUUCACUGAAUGGCAAUGGAGUUUCUACAUUUUUAGCUAUAAUCGUGACGGCUUAGUGGAGUCACCUUGCGAGACCGAGGACCGACGCGUUAG